UCGAGGCAGAGUCUUGCCGCAGGUGUGAAGCACGCAUAAUCACCACGCAACACUACCGGCCCUGCUGAACGACGCGGUCCGAGGCUGACCUCCGUGACACAGCGUCCCCGCCCGGCUCGGGUUGCAGCCUCGGCUGGCUGCGACAUGCGCCGGGCCGCGCGAUCGCUACUAAGCCUGUGGUAUUGGCUUGUACCGUUGCACCUGGGGGGGCGCCGGCCUCGUAUACUCCUUUUCUCUGCCCGUUUUGCGCCCCCCUGUGGCCCGUCUCGGAGCUCCGUAUGCCAGCAACCCAUAUAUUCGACAGCACGAACGUGGCUUAUGACUCGCUCUCGCACGUUUCCAGGAUCCUUCAAGAGUUGGGAGGUAUCGGGAAGGAGGAUGCGAGGGAUGCCGUUGGAACCGGUCUCUGGAGCCAGUGUGAUACAGCGGAUCUGACUUCAUUGCACAAGCUUUUUCACAUGACCUCCAAACCCAGU
This is a messenger RNA of Colletotrichum navitas, 476 nucleotides long. RefSeq lists its product as uncharacterized. NCBI's taxonomy places the organism in Eukaryota, Fungi, Ascomycota, Sordariomycetes, Glomerellales, Glomerellaceae. Bases 145 to 435 code for a protein of 96 amino acids. The record is from RefSeq and is a predicted model, not a curated record. The transcript has a single exon.